Messenger RNA from Cyprinus carpio (common carp), 9950 nucleotides. RefSeq names its product cut-like homeobox 1a. The record is from RefSeq and is a predicted model, not a curated record. Gene Ontology annotation, biological process: regulation of DNA-templated transcription. NCBI's taxonomy places the organism in Eukaryota, Metazoa, Chordata, Actinopteri, Cypriniformes, Cyprinidae. The coding region runs from base 1283 to 5368 and encodes 1361 amino acids. The transcript is spliced from 25 exons. Gene Ontology annotation, molecular function: DNA-binding transcription factor activity, RNA polymerase II-specific; DNA binding.
CUAGCUUUAGCAAUCAGUUCUAAAGUUGACAUUUUGAAUCCACCUCAGUCGUUUAGUUGAAAUUGGGAAUCGAAUCAACAGAUUCUUUUCUUUGAAAACUUCUUUGAAAAAUGAUUCAUUCACACAUGGUUUCCUAAGUUAAAAGUGCAAUCCUGUAUUACUGUAUGAUUCAUAUUUUCUGUAAUUUUGGCUGCACGACCUUAAAAAUACCAUUAUGGUUUAAGACAAGGAUGUAUAUAUAUCAUGAUUAUGUAGAGGUAAUGUAUAUAGGCUACCCUUAAUAAUGCUCAUGUACAGUGAGUACAUGUCAUGUCAGUGUAAUGUUAGAGUAAACGCAUUAUGUCACAGUUUAUUUCCGUCACGGUCUCACCGCUUGUAUUAAUAACAAGCCAUUUAGGAAGACCAGAACCAUAGCCCACUUACAUAGCAUGACGUUUUUAUCUAAAACAUGUCCCAUUGACCCAGAAACCAAUGAUCCACACCCGUCUCUAGGGAUGGUAUUUUAAAUCCAGAUUUGUCCCUGGAGAUCAGCCCUCGUGCUUUUACCUUGCCAGACUAGCCGAACGACGCUCCAUUGGAGUGUUUUGCGGAGCCAUGUGUCUUCCUAUGUGGAAGGAGGAGGUGAUAAUAACAGAGGAGAGUAAAACUGGGGCGAGACUGUGGUGACUCAGCCCCCUAGUUGUUGUGUUGGAGGUUUGGGGAGUCUGGCGCACAGAGUUCCAGCCUAAUUAAGUUGAUUUGUUCCCAGCAUCUGGCUCCCAGAUGUCAGACGAUAUUCUUUAGCUCAGCUCCCUGCUGUUGAGAGGAGAGGAGUGGGACGGCAGGGACCGCAGACUGCUGACUUUUCACGAGGCCCACCAGGGGUGGGACUGCAGCACGCUGUGGGUGACUGAUGGAUGCGGUGGCCAAUCGCGGUGUGUUUGUCGCAACUGUCCUGGGAAUCUGAUUGGCUAGUUGGAGCAAGAGGUUUAUAGUCACAGUAUGCCUGCAGAAAGAACUGGAUACCACCGCCACAGCCCUGGCCAACAGACAGGAUGAAAGCGAGCAGUCCAGGAAAAAACUCAUCGACCAAAGCCGCGAGUUCAAAAAGAAUACUCCAGAGGAUUUGCGUAAACAGAUAGCUCCUUUGCUGAAGGGCUUCCAAGCUGAGAUUGACGCCUUGAGUAAAAGAAGUAAAGAAUCAGAGGCUGCUUUCCUCAGCGUGUACAAGAGAUUAAUCGAUGUCCCAGAUCCUGUCUCAGCUCUGGAGGCAGCUCAGCAACUCCAGGUGACUGCUCGGAAGAUGCACGACUUGGAGACAGAAAACCAGAGGCUCAAAGAUACACUACAAGAGUAUGAACGUGAAAUUGCAGAGGUUAAAAACCAAGAAGUCACUAUUAAAGCACUUAAAGAGAAGUUGGAGCAGUAUGAGCGUUCUCUGCAGGCCAAGAACACAGAGGAAGCUCCCGAUCAGAACCAGGACCCAUCAGGAAGAGAAGAGGGGGAAAGCAAAGGGGAAAACCUUCCUAACAACUAUGCAGACAAGGAGAGUCGGCCACAGCAGAGCCAGGACAGCAGGACAGAAGACUUGGACAUGAAAACGCAGUCCUUACAAACAGCACUUGAAGCAACUCAGGCAGAACUCCAUGAACUGAAGACGAAAUACGAUGAAGAAUCCACAGCAAAGGCCAAUGAGAUUGAAGCGGUGACGACAGAUUUGGAAAGAGCCAAUCAGAGGGCCGAGGUGGCAGAGAGGGAGGCAGUGAGCCUCAGGGAGCAGCUCACUUCAGCUGACAAAACCCUGCAACCAUCCAAUCAGAUCCAGAAAGCACCGGAAGCGGACAAGUCUCUGGAGGCGCUAUCUUGCAGCAGUUUGGAGGCAGAGCUGGGUGCGAAGGAAAGGGAGGUAGAUCGUUUGGCCGAGGACGUUCAAAGACUUCAAGCCAGUCUGGCCCAGCUCAGCGAGACCUCGACCAAUCAGAUCAGCCAGCUCGAGCAGCAGCUGAGCUCCAAAGAGGCCCUAUUAAAGCAACUUGAAGAAAAGCUUCAAGAGCAGUCAGACUACGAGGAGAUCAAACGAGAACUCUGCAACCUGAAAUCAAUGGAGCACAACUCAUCAGAUCAUCACUCUUCAGUACAGGACUCAUCCAAGCCGUUGGAGAUGUUGCUGAUGGGGAAAGUCCAUAGCCAGCUGUCAGAGAGCGCUUUGAAACGAUUUGCCAACAAUGACUUCAGUGGAUCAGUGGGGCGGAAGAGUAAAGAAACCACAGUGGAAAACCUUCAGCGUCUUCCUGCCACUCCAGUCCCUACCACACUCCAGGGGUCCCCUCCUCCCCCCUCCCCUCAGCUUUUGAUGAGGACGGGCACCGCUACCUCCGAAUCUGCUGCCAGUGCCAACGGUACCCACCCUUUCUCCCCCACGGGCAUCGGGCCAGACUUCUUUACCCCCGGCAUGGCCAGCGUGGGCGCCACGUUCCCCCCGUUGGCUGGCAAAAUGGCACUCAACUCGCUUCUUCAGAGGCAGCUCAUGCAAACCAUCUACACCAAAGCCCUCCAGGACCCUUCUCCAAGUUCUGUGCUCUUCGGGCCGCCCCAUUACGCUACAACCAACUCUCUGUCCAGCCCCCUACCCCCUCAGUCAGCAGGCAGCCCGGAGGUUAACGGCCUGGCGCCCUCUCCCAGCCAGUCUGAGGGCGCGGGCAGCACGUCGGAAGGGGAGGAAAUGGACACGGCUGAGAUUGCGCGACAGGUCAAGGAGCAGCUGAUCAAACACAACAUCGGCCAGCGUGUGUUCGGCCAUUAUGUGUUGGGUCUGUCCCAAGGCUCGGUCAGUGAGAUUCUGGCCAGGCCCAAACCCUGGAGCAAGUUAACUAUCCGUGGCAAAGAGCCCUUUCACAAGAUGAAGCACUUCCUGUCUGAUGAGCAGAACAUCCUGGCACUGAGGAGCAUCCAGGGCAGGCAGAGAGAGAACCCAGGCCAGAACCUGAACAGAGUGUUUCAGGAUGUUCCGAAGCGAAGAACCGGCUCGGAAGGCUCCACGCGGCCAGGUAACAUCACCACACGGAUCCGCACACCUGAGACCGGCUCCGAUGAAGCCAUCAAGUCCAUCUUGGAGCAGGCCAAGAGAGAGUUACAAGUGCAGAAAGCAGACGGUGUGGGGGAGAGGCAAUGGCGAUCAGGUUACCACAGAGGGUCGGGCAGCUAUUUCCAAAUAUAUGCACACAGUCUAAGACUUGUUGAGAGUUCUCAGCCUCCGUCCUCCUCCAGCAACUCCGACGAGAAUAUUCGUUCCAUCCUUGAGCAGGCUCGGAGGGAGAUGGAGGCCCAGCAGGUGGCUCUGGAGCCCGUACUGAAGGCCAGCUCUAUGGCCCCGACCGAUCUCUCGCUCCUGGGCUCCCCGCUCUCCACCCUCCCCUACACCCCUAUUGCUCAGUCUCUGAAGAAGACCUCCACCUCUCCUCUCUUGGACUUCCACAGUGGGGUGAAGAAGGAGAUAGGUGAGGUGGCCGUCUCAGAUGUGGGGGUGGAUGGAGUGCACAAGCUCGGACGUCUCUCUGAGAGUGGAGGAGGUUUAGGUGGGGGUUCUUGGAGGGAGCACUGGUGGAGCACAGGUCUCUCUGAGCGUCGCGGAACUGGGCAGCCCUCCGUUAGCGAAGACGCCCACAGCCAAGAGGAUAGCAAGGAGAAGCUCCCUCGGCUGGGCAGCACUGCGCCCGUGGCUCCUGCUUCCUCUCUGGAUUACUGGAAAGACUGGCCCAGCUCAGAGUCCCCGUACUCCCAGAGCUCAGAGCUGAGUCUGCAGAUGCCCAGUGGCAGCGAGACGCCUCAGAGCAGCCCACUGCCUUCCUCCUCGCCUUUACUGUCCCUCUCCAAAGUCGCCAAACCGGUGGUGCCCCCGCUCACCCCUGAGCAGUACGAGUACUACAUGUACCAGGAAGUGGACACUGUCGAUCUCACACAGCAGGUCAAAGACAAACUAGCCAAGAAUGGCAUCUGCCAGCGGAUCUUUGGCGAGAAGGUGCUGGGCCUCUCUCAGGGGAGCGUGAGCGACAUGCUCUCUCGGCCAAAGCACUGGAGCAAGCUCACGCAGAAAGGAAGAGAGCCGUUUAUACGCAUGCAGUUAUGGCUGAACGGAGAGCUGGGCCAGGCACUGCUGCCAAUGCCUGGACAAACACAAGAGAUUACUCCGAAGACCUCGGCCAGCUGCAGUCCUGCCCCAGAAUCCCCUCUGAGUUCAGCCGAGGAGUCUGUCAAAAGCCAGCAGGAGGAGCAGAUGUGCCGAGCGUCCAUCCAGGAGCCCAGCGAAACUUCCGAGUCCCAGCCCGGCACACCUCUACCAUUACCUCUGCCGGGACACUCGGGGCUCAGCAUACAAGAGAUGGUAGCGAUGUCGCCCGAGCUGGACACCUACGCCAUCACUAAGAAAGUGAAAGAAGUUCUAACAGAUAACAACCUCGGUCAGCGUCUGUUUGGCGAGAGCAUCCUGGGUUUGACGCAGGGCUCCGUGUCUGAUCUGCUGGCCCGGCCCAAGCCCUGGCACAAGCUCAGUCUGAAGGGUCGAGAGCCGUUCGUACGCAUGCAGCUGUGGCUGAACGACCCGCGGAACGUGGAGAAGCUCAUGGACAUGAAGCGGAUGGAAAAGAAAGCCUACAUGAAGAGGCGCCACAGCUCCAUCGGUGAGAGUCAUUCGCUGGAGACUACUCUGUCAGGAAGUGACCUCACUCAGGGCGCCAGCCCUCAAAACCUCUCCCAGCAGCAACAACAGCAGCAUCAGCAGCCCCAGCUGAAGAAACCCCGUGUGGUGCUGGCUCCAGAAGAGAAGGAAGCUCUGAAGAGAGCCUACCAGCAGAAGCCUUACCCCUCCCCUAAAACCAUCGAGGAGUUAGCGAGCCAGCUCAACCUUAAAACCAGCACGGUCAUCAACUGGUUCCACAACUACAGAUCCCGUAUCCGGCGAGAGCUCUUUAUCGAAGAGAUCCAGGCAGCAGCCGGCGAAGGCGGGUCCCCCUCAGCACGGCCCGGGAAGUCUGGGGGCGAGGGAGACAACAGCUGCGAUGGCACCGAGUCUGACAGCACCGCGGAGGGCCGACCGAGCGGCUCCGAGGAGCGCAAGGGCCUCCUGGAGAGUCCCAGCCUCAGCCACAGAGACGAAGAGGGCGAGGCCGAGUUCCCCAGCGCCUCGGGCACCAGCAGGCCACGAGGAGGCAUCAUAGACAGCCUAUUCGGCAUCCCCGAGUCCAUAUCCGCCGCCGCUACUGCCGCCGCACCCCCCUGCCGAAACCCAAAGGACAGCAGUCUGCGCAAGAAGAAAGCAGCCAACCUCAACAACAUCAUCCACAGGCUGGAGAAAGCGGCGAACCGCGACGAGCCUCACGAAUGGGAGUUCUGAGGCGCUGCCAUGUUGUUGUUGUUUUAUUCUCACUUUGUCCCUCACUGAGCUAACCCGGCCAAGCCUGGUGCACACACAACACCGGUUAACCCAAGGGUUUUCGAUUCGCUGUUUAGAAGUGGGCUAUCAGAGACAAGAACAAGAAAAGGAAACAAGUUUUUAGUCUGUUUAUUUUGUGAAGCACUUAACGGCCCUGCUGGCCACAGGGCUGUGACACCAUUGGCUAAUGGUGAAGACACAAAACUGAAAAGCACAGGAGAGGGAGCGUUCCCACAAAAUAUUCUCAAGACUGGCGACAGUCUCAAAAAACAAAAACAAAUACACAUUAUGAUAUCACAGUGUCUCUAUUUCUAAUAGAGACGUUCUCACCAACAAGCUGAAUAACUGUUACAAUUAUUUAUCAGUUCUCAAGAGUCUUGGGAGUUUCCUCUUUUGUAUCACACAUGCUUCGGCCGUCAGCAGAGACUAGUUCGAACCGGUUUCAAACCAAAAGUCAAGCAUUUAAAAGCAAGUGUUGGCUGAAGGAACACGGGUGCACCGUCCCACCUGCCUCUCCCUCCCUACCCCAGAGGAGGCCAUCCAAUGGCUAUGCAACUCUAGUACACAAUGGAUUCCAGCGUAAUGGAACCCGCAUUAUUUUCACAGUUCGGAAGCUUCUCCGAUGCGAGAAGAAAAUCCUUUUUAUAGCAAUUAAGUUGCCACCGAGAGAUUGCACAGUCAGUUGACUCUAAACAGCACUCCUUUUGAUUUUACACGCCAACGGCCUAAAAGAGAAAAAAAAAAUCAUGCGAACAAAAAAUGAUCGUCGUAAAUAAGAAUCCACGAUCACGCAAAAAUGCAUACUGUUGUUGUAAGGUCGACGCAAAUGGGAGACUGGAGUAAUUUCGUAACUCGAUAGCUAAGUGUCAAUUUUUAACGUUAUUUAGGUCUCUUGUAAGGGUAGCGCUCGUUUAUUUUUUCCCAUAGCUUUAAUCGCCUCCGCGACUUGCGUUUUGAAGCCCGCGGAGGUCUUGUUUAAUAAUAAACGUCAUUUUAGGCCAAAACAAAGACAGGUAAGGUAGUGAAGAAAAAAAGGAUUUGUACAGUACUUUGAGUAAAUAUUCCUGACAAGAUAUUUUUUAAAGAGAAUGAACAAGCCUGAUUUUUAUCCUCUUAUAAUAGAACCAUACAUCAGAGACCUCUAAUCAAGUUGGGCGGUUUGGGCCCAUAGAAUUACAAUUCUAAUCCAAUAUCUAUGGUGUUAUAAAUUCUAAUUCUAUGGUGUGGCCGUGGGCCACUGCACUGUAUGGGCUGGUCCUCAGCACCAGGGUACCGGACGCUGAGUGUGGGGGAAACCCACCUAACCGAUCGCUCUCGUGCAAACUCGAAACUUCAGGUUUUUCACCAACUUCUCCAUUCACUGUUCACCCAACCGUAUACAAGCUUUUCGUGGCGUCCGCAACAUGUUCACGGCACGCAUCUGUCCUCCGAGACGACUGGAAAAACUCCUUACGAAACGGACUUGUUUUGUUUUUUCUUCAUACUGUAUAUGACUGAGGACUCGGACACAUUUUCAUCUACAUUUCUUGUUUAACACAUUUAAAAAAAAAAGAGGAAAAUAUGUAGAUUGUGAAUGAAAAGUUCUUGUAACGUUAGCAAGCUGAGGUGAAUCUCUACACUCGCGCAUCAGAGGACGCGGCAAGGACUCUGCACCUCUGUAGAAACGUUCUUUCUCUCCUGAAACACCUUUCGAAGCCUGCUCACCUUUCACCUCCUGCCCUUGUGUCAUUGUAUGCAGUUUAUUUUGUGAACGAAAGCGCAGAUCGGUGGUGCCACGCGCUCAUCAGCGUGCGAACCUUGAGUGUGAGGGUGUUUGUGUGUGUGUGAUUGUUGACAAGAGCGAUUUAUAUUUGUAUAUUACUACUACUACUCGCCACAGGCAGUGGAAGCAAACACCUCCUCACGUCCCUAAGCUAUUUAGCAGUCCUGCAGCAUAUCACAUAGUACAUUUAAGUUCUUUUUAUUUACACGCAUAAACUAAUGGUAGAUAUUUUUUUGUUUGUUGGUGUGGUUUGCUUAUUUAUAGAUGCUGUCUUUUACAUAUUGAUGUCUUAUAUUGUUAUACGUGUUCUUUUUUUUGUGUAAUGGAAGGGACUAUAAAAGGUCAGGUUACAUAUUUUUAGACUAAUAGACUGCCGGCAGUAUUGGAUUACAUUUAAAUGAUGUACUUUUGAUACAUGUCUAUUGAUUAAUUCUGAAGAUUAUCAUUUUUUGAUUAUUAUUUUUUUUUUUCAUAUAUUUUACUCUGUUAGUGAGCUGGAUGAACAGUUACUACAUUGACAAAGGAAGCAGAAUUCUAUGUAUUGCAUUAAUUAUUUUAAUUAGUACGCAUUUUAGAUGUUUUAACAAUUUUUAAAGAUGACAUUUCAAGAUGAAUUGCGUCUGGUUGUAUUCACUCUUAAAAAGGCAAACCGAUCGAUGCUCUUGAAUUGGGUUUUCAGGUAAUUAACCUGCGAACGUUCUGAGAUUACGUACGUUUAUAAAUCGCAAACAAACUUAGUUGCUAUAAUGAGCCAGUGAACAACUGGUAGUUAACGUCACUGAAAUUAGCUGUCGCUUUGAGCUGCACCUUGAGGAAUUGGACUUUGUUUUUGUUUUGUUGUUUUUUUUAGUGGGAAUGAAAUUGCGUUAAAAUUACGCCGACGAUAUCUUGAAGAACAACGUCGGCUUAAAACUACCUUUGGCCUUUUUAUGCGUGCCACUGAAUGAUUCAAAUCAAAUUUGUCUCUUUAAGACCUAACGAAAGCACAGAGAUACUUCAUGAACCAAUGUUUUUAUCGGAAUAUACGAAUAAUAUGUCGAAAGCCCGUGACUGUUUCUCGAACUUUCUCUCCACGUCUAACAUUGGAGUGCCUUCACUGAAAACUGUUCGCUACUAUAAUCGCGUCGUCUUCAUUCCAAAUAAGUGAUUGGAAGUAUCGCGUGUCAGAUCAUACCAUGUUUUAGCCAUCUUCGCCAGCAAGUUUAAUAAUAAGGUCUCAUCUAGUCUCAGGUCAUAAUAUUCUGUACUUUUAAGGUGUCUGUAUUGUUUUAUCUGAGAGAAAACAGCUGUCCCAGGAUUCGGACUUGGUUAUUUAAAAAGAAAAUGGUAAUUUUGAUCAGUUAAUUUCACUUUUUUUGGUCCCAAAUGUCGUUUUAAUCAUUUUUAUGCAUUCAUUAGAUGUUUUUGACCAUGUUAUUGUAUUUUAACAGUAGGAUUCCCCCAUGCUGGAGGAAGUUCACAUAUGGAUUUGGCGUGUGGAAACUCUUGAAAUGAUUUGUAGACUAUACUGUAGUGUGGACCAAAUUGUCAGAACCGACAAAUCAACUUGCAAAGACUCUUUUCUGAUCAUGAACAUGUGAUUUCAAUUGAACACAGACGAAGAAAAACACGUUUUGGAGCACAUUCAAAUCUGGUCUAUAUUAAGGACGCUUUUUUAAAUGUCUGUCACGUUCUCACUGACUGAAACUGUAACCGUACUGUUGAUAUCAUGGCAUGAAACACUUAGAAGAACACUUGACGAUUCUCAAUGCAGACGUCCAGCACUUUCUCUCUGCUUUUUGCAAAUAUUUUUCUAUGGAAAGUAUUGCAGAUGACUAAAUAACACAUCAACAUACGACUGCACAGACAGCACGUUUAUAUGAUUUCUUAAGAAAAAGACAAAAAAAGAAAAAAGAAAAACAAAGCAACAAAAAAAAGGAUCAUCAUUAUUGAUAUUACAUUGGUAGUCACGAGUAGCAUUAAUGUAGAUAUUCGUCCGUAGCUUAGUUCGCUAGUGAUGUCAUAAUUGUUACCUCGUUUAUUCCCUCACACAUUACGUCACUUCCUGAGACAGUAUGUUCUUUCUUCACCUGAGACAGUAUGUUCUGAACAGCCACAGUUUGUUUCAUUGUAUCCCAGAUGGAGAUUUUCUCUUUUUUUUUUCAAGUUGUGUAAUUGUGUUACAUGUGAGGCGAGCACGACGAUUAUACAUCUGUCUCAGCGAGAGCAACACUUUAACCAAGUUAUCACGAUUCAUUUCGACCAACAGCCUAUGGAAGUGGGAUGUCUUGAUCUCUAUCUCUCUCUGUUGUUGCUCUGUAUGCUGUAAUAUGGCUAAUAUGAAGCCUUGUAAUGAAAUAUGACAGGCAGCUCCCAACACAAGCUGGUAUCCUAUAGAUUCUCCUUAGGUCUCUCAAAGCUCAGGUAGAACCUCGGUUUAGCACAGUCCUUUUGUCCAUCAGUUUGUUGGUGACACUUUCCCUCUUACACCUGCUAAUGACAGUUGUAUGGUUUAUUUUUCUAUGUGUCAUGGUUUUGAACCACAAGAUGGAGCUGAAUCCUCCAUUUUACCCGAAUAAAGACUCUUCCACUUUGUUCUCUUGAUAUGUAUUUAGUUCGGUUGGUUUUUCCUUUGUGUAUCAUCAUGUAGUCUUGUAUUCUGUUCCCAGCGCUGUUACAGUUCUAAUCCAAAAUGGAAAAAGCAAUAUCACUGUUUGAAAUUCAUUAUAAUUAUUAUUAUUAUUCCUCAUUACCACCAUAGGUGUAUUAACUGAAGUAAAUAUCUUUUGUACAAACACAUUA